Messenger RNA from Mytilus trossulus (common blue mussel), 1425 nucleotides. RefSeq lists its product as uncharacterized. The transcript is spliced from 5 exons. NCBI's taxonomy places the organism in Eukaryota, Metazoa, Mollusca, Bivalvia, Mytilida, Mytilidae. The record is from RefSeq and is a predicted model, not a curated record. Bases 164 to 1060 code for a protein of 298 amino acids.
AUAUUAUAGUAUAUUUAAGUUAUAUAUCCGAUCUUGCAAUUGAAGUACAUUUUAAAAAAUCAUUUUCACUUUCGUUUAAAUUGUAGAAUUCCCAGAUAAUUUAUGAACGAUCGAUUUGAAAUACGGAUGUAAUAUUAAUCAGCAGGUUAAGAGUAAAUGGAGUAUGGGUUUACAGUAUGGACACUCCUUUAUUUUACUCUUUAUUUACGGAAAUGUAAAAGUUUCUCAUCAAUUAUCUACAAAUGACAAGAAUGCUUGUAAAUCUGACACAGGGAUAGAAUGUUGUUAUGGAUUUAUAUUAUCACAGGAUCGAUCAAAAUGUGAAGAUUGUCCAGCUGGUCUCUAUGGUAACAGCUGUUCAUAUAAGUGUCCAUAUGGGCAGUACGGGGUUCGCUGUAACUCCAAAUGCCCUAAGAAUUGUUCAGGGAAGCUGACUUGUGAUAGGGUAGAAGGAUGUCAAUUGAAAAACAUGUUUAGAAAAGCUAAAUUAAUUGUAACCACGAGCCAGAGAAAAGAGAGGUCAACGCCAUUUCCUACGGAAAGCCGAACGACAAAGAGACCCUCAACGGCCAUUCCAGAGGGAACAUCAGACAUCUACACAGAAGUAUUAUACAGAUCACAGAAUAGACAUGAACAAACAAGAGUUGUUUAUGUUAUAUAUAGUAGCGGUGGCGCUCUUGCUUUGGCCUGCAUAUUUCUUUUCAUAGUUGGAAUGAUCUUCGUUUUCAAACGUAUGGACAGGUCUAAAAUUGUACCUUUUCAUAAUGCUGACCAAAUCAUUUAUGAUGAAAUACCAGAAGAUCUGAUACCAAGUGACGCGGCGGUCAAACGUCCAGUUGUCAGUCCCCAACUAUUGGGCUACUACAACGAGAAUACCGACGGUCUGUUAUCAAAACAACAUUUUGGGAAUCUUGAUGGCUCCGAGCCUCCACCAUAUUAUAAUGAACAGAAAGAGUACGACUAUGCGUACCAGAAAAACAAUGAUUAUUACCUUAACCCUUAUAAUGCUCUUCAAACGACGGGAUAUUCAGACCACUUGUAUCAUGAUUUGAAAGAGUAAUUUAAAAGUGGAUUAUCUUUUUAAAUAUGGUUUCGCUUUAACUAUUUGCGAUGCAGAUUAUUAUAGCACAGUUGGUAAUAUUUCGUCUUAUUUAAUUAAGAAUAUUUCAAAAAGUACGAAAACUACGGUAUGACUUUAAAACAAAUUAUUGGUGUAUUUUGAUUGAACCAAAAGUCCACUUUUACUGUUAACAUAAUUAAUAUGUCUGACCGAUUUAAACUAGUUUAGGUACGUCUAAUUCAGUUAUCUGACAAAAAUCGCUAAAUGCAUGUACACAAAAAUGUAUAUUUAAUUUACAUGUAUGUAUUGCUUUAUAUUCCUUUUGGAAAAAAUGACGUUUAUAUUUACUAAAAAUUUGCAUGUGU